This is a messenger RNA of Striga hermonthica, 1156 nucleotides long. The record is from the annotation of a GenBank genome assembly. NCBI's taxonomy places the organism in Eukaryota, Viridiplantae, Streptophyta, Magnoliopsida, Lamiales, Orobanchaceae.
GUUGCUCAUUUCUUACCCGUUUCGAUGAAGAUGUCUCUGGAUAAGUUGGCUGAGAUAUAUACCCGUGGGAUCAUUCGACUCCACGGAGUGCCUAUUACUAUUGUAUCAGAUAGAGAUCCCAGAUUUGUUAGUCGAUUCUGGCACAGCUUACACGAGGCGAUGGGCACGAAGCUAGAGUUCAGUUCAGCCUACCAUCCAGAGACAGAUGGUCAGUCCGAGCGGACCAUUCAGACACUUGAGGAUAUGCUUCGUGCUUUGGUUGUAGACAGGGGUGCUAAGUGGGAGUCGUUUUUACCGUACGCCGAGUUCGCAUCGUCAGUCGCCGCUGGAAGUCAGCCCAGCCCAGCCGAUCGCAACCCGAGUCGUCGCACGCUGUCGCGCAUCAGCCAGGCCCGACGCCAACUCCCAGCAGCGUCCGCGAGCGACGCCCGUGAGGUCUCAGCUGCACCUGCUCGUCGUCGAUCUGCUGUCUGUUCGCACGCCCGUCCGCGAUCUGUCACCAUUCGACGUCCGCGCAUCUCCAGCGCGCCUGCGCAAUGCGCGCGACAGUCCGCCCGCGUCCAGGAUUCCGUGUCCAGCACGCCCGCGUGCGUUCAACCCGCCAGCGCCAGUCCGCGUCCGCAUAGGAGUGCUGCCCCGCGUGCACGCACACGCCCAGCGUUCACGAUACGCUGCCAGCUGCCAGUACCAGCGUCCGCAACACGCACGAACGUACCUGUCAGCGACCAGCACCCGACGCGCACGACGCCCGCGAUCAGCCCGCUGCCACCCGACGACCGAGACCCGUGCACCGCAUGCGCCCGUGCAUUCGCGCGCAAUCGCGCGCCCUUCACCUCAUCCGUUUUUCUCGCGCGCGUACAUCCCGCUGCCCCGCACUCCUAUGCCUGCGAGGUUUCGGUUGCCGCCCGCGUGGCCUUCACCCGCGCGCCCAGCUCGCCCGCCACUCGCUGCCGCGCAUACCUCCCAUCGCCCGCGAUCCGAUCGCCUACCGUGCACCCGAGUACACCCAAUGCUGACCGCGUGCUGACCACCCGCUCUCGCGCAUCACCGCCCGAUGCGCGCCUUUCGCCCGUUCGUCCAUCGAUCACCCCCGACCAAUCUUCAGCCUCAACGACCACUUCCUUAUCACUGACUGCCGGCGCACUGCUGCCGCUGC